UAGGUUUCUUGGUGGCACCACUACAACCGAAGGUGUCCCUGUUCACGAUUUUUCUCAUGGGAGGACUCUUUGCAUGGGUGGGAGUUGUGGCAUCUGCAUUUGUGCCAAACAUGGCAUGGAUGACGGUAACCCUCGGCGUUAUUAACGGUCUUGGAGUUGGAAUUACUACAAUGACGUAUAGUAUACUCCUUCCAAUGUAUUUUGACAAGUACAGAGGCUUAACAUCGGGAAUGAAGUACGCUGGAGCAUCAUCCGCUGGUCUGGUUUUUCCCAAGCUUCUCGCCUACUUACAAGAGGAGUAUGGCUUCCGUGGUACGCUUCUCAUCUGCGGAGGCAUCAUUAUGCAUGUCUCGGCAAUCGGUAUUUUUGUCAAGGAGCCACCCUGGACGAGCUUGAAGAGCAUCGCGAAGGAUGCGAAAAAUACAACUAAGGAGCGUUCAGUCGAAAUUCAAAACAUAUCGGUUAACACCCAAGAACUUCAUGACCUUUCAACGACUGUUCCGCGAGAACAAGUGAAGAAACAUCGACCCGCUCUAGUAUUAUUAGCCAAUCCCAUGCUCUACAUUAUUAUUUCAAUGGCAGUGGUGGCAGACUUUACAGGAGCUGCAUAUGUCUCUACCAUAGUCGACUACGGAGUAGAUAAAGGCUUGUCGAUCAAUGAUGCAGAAUCACUCAUAAUAUACGGGUCUUGCAGCGAAAUCGUUGGGCGGCUGCUCCUUCCUUUACUGGCUGACAAAGGAUGCUUUCGACGCACAACCCUGGUCAUGGCGACCCUUUUUAUAUGGGGAUGUUCAAUGAUGCUUUUCCCGCAUUCAUCUCUUCAAGUGCACAUUAUACUGGUGUGCUUGUGCGCAUACCUCUCCUACGGAUGUCUACAGUCUAUGAGGAGCGUCCUCAUGGCGGAUUACAUCGGUGUCCAAUGGAUCUCCAUAUGCUACGGGCUCUCAGGGUUGGUCUUAGUACCUCUCAAUUUCUGCAGUCCAUCGAUAACAGGGUUCUUUCGAGACUCCGGUGGAAGUUACGACGGCCUGUAUAGGUUCCAUGGAGGAGUACAGCUGGUAGUUGGUGCCUUAUUUCUGCCAGUUGUUUUUGUCGAAAGAAGGCACGCAAGUCUGUGGACGCUGAAGCGGAGUACAGAAAAAUAGAUCUUGAAAAAGUUUUAAAACACGCAAUAUUUUUUCUGAGAACAUGCUAUAUGCUUGGGA
Ixodes scapularis (black-legged tick) is the source of this 1205-nucleotide messenger RNA. Its product is annotated as monocarboxylate transporter 12-like. Gene Ontology annotation, molecular function: monocarboxylic acid transmembrane transporter activity. The coding region runs from base 57 to 1145 and encodes 362 amino acids. Lineage: Eukaryota; Metazoa; Arthropoda; Arachnida; Ixodida; Ixodidae. Gene Ontology annotation, biological process: transmembrane transport. The transcript is spliced from 3 exons. The record is from RefSeq and is a predicted model, not a curated record.